UUUAAUCUCUUCAAAUACGCCUGGUUCCUUCGUGACUUUUUCGCCAAUUGUACAUGGUCUCUGCCCGCUAAAUCGCUGCACGGAUGCCGCAAAGAUGUUCUGAGGGAAUGGGCUUUCGUCGAGGAUCAUGGUAUAGAAAAUGUACUUCUCAUUACCACUCUCUUCACAGUUCUCAUGUUCUUUUUGGUGAUCCUCUCAAAUACACUACCGCUACCCUGUGGUCUAUUUUUGCCGUUGUUCCUUGUUGGUGCUUCAUUGGGUCGUGUUGUCGGUGAGAUUCUCGCCAGGCUAUUCCCGGACGGAAUUGAAGGUGGUGCCGAGGAGCCAAUCUAUCCUGGAGUUUAUUCCGUUGUUGGUACGGCCAAUAUUUCAUAA
Molecule: messenger RNA, 375 nt
Organism: Anisakis simplex (herring worm)
Lineage: Eukaryota; Metazoa; Nematoda; Chromadorea; Rhabditida; Anisakidae
Source: the annotation of a GenBank genome assembly